UUAGUUAAAAAAAGACAACAUGAUGUUUUCAAUGUCAACUUCAGAUUGCAUGAUAUUUAUAUAAUCAUAGAAAAUAUUUCCACUCUACUUAUCUCUAUGCCACAGACUAAGAAGACGUAUCGUAAAACUAUGAAUGAAAAAAUCUAUGGAAAAAAUAAACUGACAUUGACAUUGGAAAUCUUAACUUCUUUUCGUUUACUUUACUCGUCGUUGAUUUAUCUUCUCAUCAAAAUAAAAAUCGUAAAAAUCUAGAAAUACUUACUGUGAUUUAAAUAAAUUUGUAGUUUUAAAACGAAAAAGUACAGAAAUUGUGCUUCACCUAACAAAGAUAUAUUUUUAAAUAACAAACGUUGACUUCUAAUCACUACGCAGUAAAUUCAUUAAAAUUUUGAGGAAACAUGGUUUGUGUGCCUUGUUUUAUUAUUCCGGUGCUGUUGUUUUUGUGGCACAAGUUUAUUCAGCCCUAUGUUCUACGAUUCUGGAAUCCAUGGGCAGUGAAAGAUGCUGACGGGAAUGUCAAAACAGAAUUUCCUUUUAAAUGCGAAGGAGGCGUCUGUACAUUUAGUAAAGGAGCAAGUAAUAAAGAUAAGCAAUGUGAACAAUCUCAAAAACUUUCCAAUGAAACCAACGUUGCAUCAGACAGUCGAUUGAAAGCAGAUUGAUCAGAUGGAUCAGUAUACAUGUAUAGCACUAAUUCAAUAACAAAUAAAUUAAUAGUUCAUAAUAAUUGGUUAUGGAAAAAUUUUACCCUUAAAUUAUUAUAAAUAAAUGUAUAUUUAAAGUCUCAUUUUGUUUAUACUACCCGAAAUAUUAGAAAGGAAAUGGCGAAGAAAAAAUAAAUCUUUGGUAAAAUGUGUUUAUGAUACAGCCUAACACUACACAACCUAAACUAAAAUAUUAAUUUAUGUGAGCCUACUUCUACAAUUAGUGUUUUAACUUAGCAAACAUUUAUGGGAGGUUUGGAGCCUCUACAAACAAACUUAACACAAUAGGUAUUUGUACACAUGAGUAUGAACAAUAUGUGAUUGACAAUGGAUUAAUUAGAGUUCAACUAAUGAUCAUUAGUGAUUUUUCUCAAUACUUCAGAUUGGUUAUCCUAGUACACAAAAACAA
Molecule: messenger RNA, 1113 nt
Organism: Diatraea saccharalis (sugarcane borer)
Lineage: Eukaryota; Metazoa; Arthropoda; Insecta; Lepidoptera; Crambidae
Source: the annotation of a GenBank genome assembly